CGUUAAUUCAAUACUGGGCUUCCAAAAGGGGCAGAGGCAGAAGUGAAGCUCAGACCGAAGAGUAUAAUGACUCCGAAAAUUCUACGAUAAAUACGGCCUCUGACGCAGAUUUCGUCGCUGAAGAAAGCAAUGUCUGUGACACUUGUCCAGAAAACAAAGACGUUUACGACACUCAUACAGAAAUAAUUGCAGAAGAAAGAAAAAGAACAGAAAGCAGCAUCACCAAAUUAGAAGGUAGACGAAUAGUGGACAUCAAUUCGUUUAUUGUGCAAAUUCAACAAAUCGAUGACCACUUACCAUUUCAUUGCGGUUUUAAAGAUAUGGUAGUAGUGAAAGAACGAAGAAUAGGAUUAAAUUCGUGUAUAACAUUGAAGUGUAAAAUGUGCAAUGAAAAGAAAUCACUGUGGACAAAUUUUUCAAACGAAAACACCAUGGAUGUGAAUACAUCAGCAGUUUCCGGUACAAUCAGCACAGGAGGAGGACAUGCACAGCUGGAAGAGGUUAUGUCAUCCCUAGACAUUCCCUGCAUGACCUACCACACCUUUAGGAAGUAUCAUGACCGAGUAGCUGAAGCCUGGAAGGAAACCGCCGCAAAAUCAAUGGAGAUGGCAGCAGAAGAAGAAAAGCGGGAAGCGAUCAAAAGGGGAGACGUUGAUAGUGAUGGAGUACCUUUAUUGACUGUUGUUGCGGAUGGCUGUUGGGCGAAGCGCUCCUAUCGUACCAACUAUAAUUCCCUCUCUGGUGUGGUAAGUCUACUUAUUAUUUAUUAUUAUUUAUCCAGCAAUUGCAAUAAAACAAAUAAAUUACAGAUAUCCUAAAUGAGAACAUUCAAUUUUACAAAACAAGUUAAAUAUUGCAAAGUACACAGUUCAAUUCAAUAAAGCAUUCAUAGACGAAAUAUUCAAUAAUACUCAAUUACAUAGCGACUUCAUAGAGAAAUUGUGAUAAUACAUUUACAGUCUUUAUUUAUCUUAUUAGAAUAAAAACGUAGAAAGUUUCGUGAGGCCUGCAUUCCAUCAAACAUCAAUUAGCAGGUUAUUACCUAUUCAUGCAUGAAUAACAAUGGCAUUGGUAACGGUUUCGAGAUUCCAUUGAAGGGUUGAUGACCUUUGUAGGGUCAAUGUUAUUUGGUGCAAUAGUUGUCAUGAAAGCUAAUCGUAUUUCGGUACAUUUUU
Nilaparvata lugens (brown planthopper) is the source of this 1175-nucleotide messenger RNA. RefSeq lists its product as uncharacterized. The record is from RefSeq and is a predicted model, not a curated record. The transcript has 4 exons. Lineage: Eukaryota; Metazoa; Arthropoda; Insecta; Hemiptera; Delphacidae. Bases 321 to 818 code for a protein of 165 amino acids.